UUGAGGGGUUGGAAACAUGGCGGCGGCAGAGCUAAUUCGAGCGUUAAAUUCACUAGCAGAUGAAGUGGAGCGUGUACAGAGAAACGGUAGUAUUUCCGAAGAUUGUUACGCGUAUAUAUGUGAUAGAACCAAUACGUUGUUGGAACGUCUGGGAGAAUUUUCUGCCUUAUCAGGCGCCGACACCCGUUUGGCUGCUGACAUUUUAAAGGUAGUAGAAGAACGAUUGUCUUCGGAUAGGCCUGGGAGAGUGGGGAGACCAGCCGUGGAGAUUCCUGGCGAGGCCAUAGAAGGGUAUCUUAUGUAUGGGCUACACGUUAAAGAUAUCGCGGCCUUGUAUGGAGUUAGUCGAUGGACGGUACAUCGACGAAUGCAGCAGUGUGGACUGAAAGUUUCAGAGUUGUACUCUGGCAUUGACAAUACCGAACUGGACCGUUUGGUGAUGGAGAUUCAAAGGGAGCACCCACAGUGUGGGUACCGUAUGAUGAGAGCUUUUCUCCAAGCAAGUGGACAUUUGAUUCCGUUUUUUAGGGUACGUGAAUCACUACACAGAGUGGACCCAGAGGGAACACAACUUCGAGCCCUGGCUAACCGGACUCUUCAUCGCAGACAGUACUCCGUUCCUGGUCCGAAUUGCAUGUGGCAUAUAGAUGGAAAUCAUAAAUUAAUACGAUGGCGAUUCGUGAUCCAUGGAGGCAUUGAUGGGUUUAGUCGUCUUGUAGUUUAUCUGAAUGCUGCUACUAACAAUAAUGCCACCACUGUGCUGGAUGCUUUCCUUGGUGCUGUUAGCCAGUAUGGGUUGCCAUCUCGUGUUCGUUCAGAUAAAGGAGGUGAAAACAUUGAGGUUGCUCAAUUUAUGGUUCAGAACCGUGGAGAAAACCGCAAUUCACACAUUACGGGAAGGAGUGUUCACAAUCAGAGGAUUGAACGUCUUUGGCGAGAUGUAUACACACAAGUCCUUGAUUUGUUCCACACAUUGUUUUACCAUUUGGAGAUGACUGGACUGUUGAACCCUGAUGAUGAGAUCCACAUUUUUGCUCUGCAUUGGACCUUUUCCCUCCAGUUACAACAUCAGCUUAACACUUUUAAAGAAGCAUGGAACUUUCACAGACUGAGAACAGAGAACGGUCGAUCUCCAUAUCAGCUUUGGCUGCAAAACAGAGAUGCUGCUGAUGAUUUAGGGACUGUUGAUGAGGACUAUGGUGUUGACUGGGAUGGACCACCUGCCAUGGAAGAUGCAAACAGCAUUUCAAUCCCAGAUGUGCAGUUGCCACGCAGCCUCAAUGCAGAAGAGAUUGCAGGUCUUCCCAACCGGGAUGUUCCGCUAAAUGCCACAGUGAAUGUUUAUAAUUCCACAGUGGAACAACUGACAGAGAUUUUAAGAUAUUAGAUGUUUUAGCAUUGAGGACUGAUGCCAUGAAGUGACUUUCUUUUGGUGAGUUUAUUGUAACAUUGUGUAUGAAAUGCCUGAAUUACAGCAAGGCUUUCUGAUAACUUGUUCUUAUGUAAACUUCAUUUAACUCACAAGAAUUUUGAACAUUGCAAAACUGGGAAAGUUCCUUUCAAGAACAUGCAUUUAUAAAACAACAAUAAAAAUGCUGAAGACGACAAACACGU
Molecule: messenger RNA, 1614 nt
Organism: Carassius auratus (goldfish)
Lineage: Eukaryota; Metazoa; Chordata; Actinopteri; Cypriniformes; Cyprinidae
Exons: 6
Coding region: 17-1387 (456 amino acids)
Biological process (GO): DNA integration
Molecular function (GO): nucleic acid binding
Source: RefSeq, a predicted model, not a curated record